Fusarium tjaetaba is the source of this 705-nucleotide messenger RNA. Its product is annotated as f-box domain protein. Bases 1 to 705 code for a protein of 234 amino acids. NCBI's taxonomy places the organism in Eukaryota, Fungi, Ascomycota, Sordariomycetes, Hypocreales, Nectriaceae. The record is from RefSeq and is a predicted model, not a curated record. The transcript has 2 exons. Gene Ontology annotation, molecular function: protein binding.
AUGCUCUUGAUCCCACGACAACAUGCUGGCCCCGUUGGCCGAGCAUUUGAACCUGAGCUCAAUCGCCCUUCAUAUUCCCACCAGACGAAGUUUGCGUCGAGUUGUCCAACCUGGCUACCAAAAGUUCUCCAAACAAACAAACUAUCGCUACUAGAACAGCUCCCCAACGAGGUUCAGAGGCUCAUUUUUUCGGACCUGGACUAUCAGUCUCUCAUCUUCCUGUCCAUGGUGAACCGACACUUUCAUCGCACAGUAGACCCCCAACGCAUGGCAACACUACGAGACAAGUUUGAGUUGGUAAUGAGAGCAGCAAAGGACUUUCCACAACAUUGGGCCAGCGAGAAAAAGAAAGACCAAAGACCCGGAAACUUGGAGUGCUACUGGUGCUUCCGUGUACGGAGCCCGCAACACUUUGAUGUGUUACAAGCCAACACGGCGUACUUUGACCCACAAGGCCGAUUGGUACCGGAGCAGGAGGCGGGGCCUCAAGACCGGCUUGUGCCCCUCCGCCGCUUCUGCAUCGGAUGUGGAGUCUGGACCUCUGGGUCUGCCGAUGCCGACGUGUGUGGCAGAAACCCAACUGCCUGCAGUGUCCAGACUGCUCUUCAACUUGUCCACUGCGGCCCAAAAGAAGGUGGUGUGGCUGCGACUAUUCGUCUGCGCGACCCCAGCAUUGUGUCCUAUUGCAUCAGUGAAUCUAGGUGA